Molecule: messenger RNA, 1006 nt
Organism: Drosophila guanche
Lineage: Eukaryota; Metazoa; Arthropoda; Insecta; Diptera; Drosophilidae
Gene: flip
Product: ankyrin-3
Exons: 4
Coding region: 11-1006 (331 amino acids)
Cellular component (GO): nucleus; cytoplasm
Molecular function (GO): protein binding
Source: RefSeq, a predicted model, not a curated record
AGCAAAUCCGAUGGCCAGCUGCCGCCCAGCGGAAUCGAUUGAAUCCACCGGUGAACAGCGAUGGGCUGGCUUUGAGCCGCAAAUUGUGCGACAGACGAUACACAGCGUGACACUGCAUUGGACGCCAAUCUCAGGCGCAUUGGUGUACAGCGUCGAGAGGUACAACAGGCGCCACGGCUGGCAGCAGGUGCACUGGAGUAGCAGCUCUCCCAUCGAGAUACCCAAUCUGGAGGAGAACUUUGGCCACCGACUGCGCAUAAGAGCGCUGAACCUCUCUGCGGAUGGCCGCUGCUACGCGACUCUAGCCAUCUCGCCGGAUGUAAUCGGCUGCACUGAGGCGGCGCUGCCGACCACCAACUGCCUGAACCGUGCCAUUCGAAAGGGGCAGCAGUUCCUGGUGAAGCGCAUGUUGCGCCGUCGACCGAGCCUGAUAGAGUACCCAGCCCCAAAUGGCUUUCUGCCGCUGGCCAAUGCCAUUGUGCAGGGCGAGAUGUGCAUCAUAGAUGUGCUCCUCUCGGCCGGCUGCAGCGUGCAUCUGGGCAACCCGAGAAACGGACGGACUCCGCUCCAUUUAGCAUUUUUCCACGGACACCUGCCAUCGGCGCGCAUCCUGCUGAACAAGAAGGCGCGGUUGGAGGCGACGGACUGCAACGGCAUGACGCCCACCCACUGCGCCGUUGACGCCAAUCAGAUGGAAAUGGUGAGAUUCGCCCUGGAGGCGGGCGCCGACAUUGAGGCUCGGGAUGCCUGUGGCUGGACUCUGCUAAUGCGUGGGGUGGUUAUGGACGCGGGCCUGGAGCUCAUCAAACUCCUGGUUACCCACGGCGCAGACCUGGCGGCUGUGGACGGUGUCGGCAAAUCCUGCAGCGACUUGGCGAAACUUUACCGCAGGCAGGAGGCACGGGAUUACUUUGACAAGGUGCAAAAGUUUAGGCUGGCAAAGGCAGCCGCGACCGCAGCAGCGGUGCCACUCGAACAAGCUGCAAGAAAGGAUUUCCGCGAAUAG